Messenger RNA from Hevea brasiliensis (rubber tree), 2378 nucleotides. Its product is annotated as heat shock 70 kDa protein. Gene Ontology annotation, cellular component: cytoplasm. The transcript has a single exon. The record is from RefSeq and is a predicted model, not a curated record. Gene Ontology annotation, biological process: protein refolding; cellular response to unfolded protein. Gene Ontology annotation, molecular function: misfolded protein binding; ATP hydrolysis activity; ATP-dependent protein folding chaperone. Bases 205 to 2172 code for a protein of 655 amino acids. Lineage: Eukaryota; Viridiplantae; Streptophyta; Magnoliopsida; Malpighiales; Euphorbiaceae.
CUUUAUAUAUCUAUCACCUUCAACUCGACGUCCUCAUAUCGGAACAAUCCGAAAUACGAAAGCCACCUCAAAAGCCAACCAAAACAAAGCUUUCUAUCUUUUAAUCAAGAGUUCUUGAUUCUUUGAUUAGCUUGUUUUCUUGAAUACUGCCAAGUUUUUUUUUUUUGUUUCUUGAUUUCUUGUUAUACUUAUAUCUUUUCUUCAAUGGCGCCAAAAACUGAAGGCAAGGCCAUUGGUAUCGAUCUUGGCACCACCUACAGCUGCGUGGGUGUGUGGCAGAACGACCGGGUUGAGAUCAUGGCCAAUGAUCAGGGCAACAGAACUACUCCUUCUUAUGUUGCCUUCACUGACACCGAGCGUCUCAUUGGGGAUGCAGCUAAGAACCAAGUUGCUAUGAACCCUCAAAACACUGUCUUUGAUGCCAAACGUCUCAUUGGUAGGCGGUUUUCUGAUCCUUCUGUGCAGAGCGACAUGAAGCACUGGCCUUUCAAGGUUAUUUCUGGUCCUGGUGAUAAGCCUAUGAUUGUGGUGCAAUACAAAGGUGAAGAAAAGCAAUUUGCGCCUGAGGAGAUUUCUUCUAUGGUGCUAACCAAGAUGAAGGAGAUUGCAGAGGCUUAUCUGGGUCAGACAGUGAAGAAUGCCGUGAUCACAGUGCCUGCUUAUUUCAAUGACUCGCAAAGGCAGGCCACCAAGGAUGCUGGUGCUAUUGCAGGGGUGAACGUCAUGAGAAUUAUCAAUGAGCCUACAGCUGCAGCCAUUGCUUACGGUUUGGACAAGAAAGGUUCGAGGACUGGAGAAAAGAACGUGUUAAUUUUCGAUCUUGGUGGAGGGACAUUUGAUGUUUCUCUUCUGACGAUCGAGGAGGGUAUAUUUGAAGUGAAGGCAACUGCUGGAGACACCCACCUUGGAGGAGAGGACUUCGAUAAUAGGCUUGUCAACCAUUUCGUUGCAGAGUUCAAGAGGAAGCACAAGAAGGAUAUUAGUACUAAUGCGAGAGCCUUGAGAAGGUUGAGAACCGCCUGCGAGAGAGCAAAGAGGACUCUGUCUUCAACCUCGCAAACAACCAUUGAGAUUGAUUCUCUCUACGAAGGGAUUGAUUUCUAUGCGACCAUCACUAGAGCAAGAUUUGAAGAGCUGAACAUGGAUUUGUUUAGAAAGUGCAUGGAACCCGUGGAGAAAUGUCUUCGUGACUCCAAGAUCGAUAAGAGUCAAGUUCAUGACGUUGUGCUCGUUGGUGGGUCAACAAGAAUUCCUAAAGUUCAGCAACUUUUGCAAGAUAUCUUCAACGGAAAGGAGCUCUGCAAGAGCAUAAACCCCGACGAGGCUGUCGCUUAUGGAGCAGCUGUCCAAGCUGCAAUUCUUAGUGGUGAAGGGGAUGAGAAGGUUCAAGAUUUACUUCUCUUGGAUGUUACUCCUCUCAGCCUCGGAAUUGAGACUGCUGGUGGUGUAAUGACAGUCUUGAUUCCAAGGAACACCACGAUUCCUACCAAAAAAGAGCAAAUCUUCUCUACAUACUCUGAUAAUCAACCAGGAGUGCUUAUUCAGGUGUAUGAAGGUGAAAGAGCUAGAACCAAGGAUAAUAAUCUUCUUGGAAAAUUCGAGCUCACCGGAAUCCCUCCUGCACCCAGAGGCGUUCCUCAGAUUAAUGUGUGUUUCGACAUUGACGCCAAUGGUAUUGUGAAUGUCUCUGCCGAGGAUAAGACUGCUGGAGUGAAGAACAAGAUAACAAUCACUAACGAUAAAGGAAGAUUGAGCAAGGAAGAGAUUGAAAGAAUGGUGCAAGAAGCAGAGAAGUACAAAGCAGAGGAUGAGGAGGUGAAGAAGAAGGUGGAGGCCAAGAACUCUUUGGAGAACUACGCAUACAACAUGAGAAAUACAGUGAAGGAUGACAAGUUCGCCGGAAAAUUGGCUCCAGCCGACAAGGGGAAGAUUGAAAAGGCAAUUGAUGAGACUAUUGAGUGGUUGGACAGAAACCAAUUAGCAGAGGUGGAGGAGUUUGAGGACAAGUUGAAGGAGCUUGAGGGCUUGUGCAAUCCAAUUAUUGCAAAGAUGUAUCAGGGCGGUGCUGAGGGUGAUGUACCAAUGGGUGGCGCCGAAAUGCCGAACAGCAACUAUGGCAAGACUAGCUCCGGCGGUUCUGGUGCCGGGCCCAAGAUCGAAGAAGUUGAUUAAGGCAUGAACGUGUGUGUGCAAAUUAGAAUGUUCUGUAAUUAGGCUCUGCUUUGGUCCUCUGUUUUAUUUCAUGCUUGAAUGAGUUCCUGUGGGAGUGUGGAGUCGUCGUUUGAGGCAAAGAUAGAGGAACUCAAGGUGUUGAAAACUUUUGUUCAUGUAAACUAAUACUUAAAACAACAAUAAUAAAAGAAAAUUUAUUAGUGUUC